This is a messenger RNA of Penicillium diatomitis, 339 nucleotides long. RefSeq lists its product as uncharacterized. The record is from RefSeq and is a predicted model, not a curated record. The annotation marks the transcript as partial. The transcript has 5 exons. NCBI's taxonomy places the organism in Eukaryota, Fungi, Ascomycota, Eurotiomycetes, Eurotiales, Aspergillaceae.
CGAUCCUUUUUUACCGAUCAAGAGGUACGACUAGUAACGGAGCGGCGUCUGAAAUAUAUUAGAACGGCUAAGUACUAUACUCUGAUACCCCCGGACCUAAAGAAGAAGGACGAUCUAUUAUACUAUAAAGCCGCGGGUUCGUUCCGGGGUACCUUAAAUACGUACUCAGAGGUUAUAGAUACUAUUACUAGCUUCUUUGUCCGCUAUUAUAUUUAUUUUGCAUUUUUCGGAAAGCCUAUACGGCACGGACUAGUUCCCGAUAGAGACUACCCGAUAGGGGACGCGUCGGCGAAGGCGGAAAGUUUAGGUACGCGGGCUUACUUCACGCUAGGCGACUAA